Molecule: messenger RNA, 792 nt
Organism: Schistosoma mattheei
Lineage: Eukaryota; Metazoa; Platyhelminthes; Trematoda; Strigeidida; Schistosomatidae
Source: the annotation of a GenBank genome assembly
AUGGGUCAUUGGAUGAUGCCUUCUGGUGGAAAUAUCAAUCAGAAUAAUCCAAAUAUGAUGCAGUAUAAUAAUCCACAUUCUAUGCAGCAUCAUCCAUAUCAUUCAGCCCUUAAUAAUAGACCUAUGCGACCAAGUUAUAAUCUGAAUGGAACUGUCGGGCAUAAUCCAUAUAAUACUGAAUGUCUUCAAUCAAUCAAAGCUGAUGUUGUUUUUCUUUUAGAUGGAACUCAAUUAAUUGAUAAAUUUUCAUUUGAUUAUUAUGUGAAAGAUUAUUUGAAUGAUUUUGCUAAAAAGUUAUCGAUCAAAAGUGAUGGAGUAUUAAUUUCGGUCAUUUUAUUUACGGAUCAACUAUAUUUUGCAGUUAAACCAGAACAUUCUAUAAAUUUGCCUAGUUUAUUAAUAGCAAUAAAUAAUAUGAAACAACCUGAUAAAAAUUUAAUGAAAUCAGAUAUCAUCUAUGCAAUUUUAAACAUUUUAAAUUUUGGAUUUAUUCCAAUACAUAAUGUAGAUACACAAAAUAUUACACGAAUGCUUAUUCUACUUACAAAUGGAAAUAUUCCAGAGAAAAUACAACAUAAAACUAAUCAGAUUCUUAUUAAAUCAGAUGAAAUUAUACAUAAAUUACAUAAACGUGUAGAUUAUGUGUUUAGUAUAGGAAUACCAGGUGCUAAUCAACUAGGUGUACGUAGAUUAGCUAAACCUUCACAUUAUACUUUUACACUAACUGAAUUUAAUGGUUAUAAAGAGUUAGAUUUAAAAAAUUUCGAUCCUACUGAAGUAAUUUGCCCGUGA